Molecule: messenger RNA, 1113 nt
Organism: Aptenodytes forsteri (emperor penguin)
Lineage: Eukaryota; Metazoa; Chordata; Aves; Sphenisciformes; Spheniscidae
Gene: LEF1
Product: lymphoid enhancer binding factor 1
Biological process (GO): regulation of transcription by RNA polymerase II; canonical Wnt signaling pathway
Cellular component (GO): beta-catenin-TCF complex
Molecular function (GO): RNA polymerase II cis-regulatory region sequence-specific DNA binding; DNA-binding transcription factor activity, RNA polymerase II-specific
Source: RefSeq, a predicted model, not a curated record
AUGCUUAUCUCUUGCCCUAACUUUUUUCUUUCUACAAGAAGCUGUAGCAGUGAUCAAUAAAUGAGCAUCCAUACAAUGACUUUCCUUCUUUUUCUUCUUCUUUUCUGGUGGUGGAUUCCCUGCGGUCAGGUUUCCAGGCAGACUCAAGCGCAGGAUUCCUACCAUGAUAAAGGCAGAGAGCACGCUGAGGAAGGAAAGCAUCCAGACAGUGGCUUAUACAGCAAGGGACCAUCAUACUCUGGUUAUUCUGGGUAUAUCAUGAUGCCAAAUAUGAAUAACGACCCAUACAUGCCUAAUGGAUCUCUGUCGCCACCCAUCCCCAGAACAUCAAACAAGGUGCCAGUGGUACAGCCUUCUCAUGCGGUUCACCCCCUCACCCCUCUUAUCACCUACAGCGAUGAGCACUUUUCCCCGGGGUCGCACCCGUCUCACAUCCCCUCCGACGUCAGCUCCAAACAAGGCAUGUCCAGGCAUCCUCCAGCUCCUGAUCUCCCUACCUUCUAUCCCUUGUCUCCAGGGGGGGUUGGACAGAUAACACCACCUCUUGGCUGGCAAGGUCAGCCUGUAUAUCCCAUCUCGAGUGGAUUCAGGCAGCCCUAUCCAUCCUCACUCUCAGUCGACCCUUCCAUGUCCAGGUUUUCACAUCACAUGAUUCCUGGUCCUCCAGGCCCUCACACAACUGGAAUCCCUCACCCAGCUAUUGUAACACCUCAAGUAAAACAAGAACAUCCGCACAACGACAGUGAGCUAAUGCAUGUGAAGCCUCAGCAUGAACAGAGGAAAGAACAAGAGCCAAAAAGACCUCAUAUUAAGAAACCUCUGAAUGCUUUCAUGUUGUACAUGAAAGAAAUGAGAGCGAACGUUGUAGCAGAGUGUACUCUGAAAGAAAGCGCAGCUAUCAACCAGAUUCUUGGCAGAAGGUGGCAUGCUCUCUCCCGUGAAGAACAAGCGAAAUAUUAUGAACUAGCUCGUAAAGAAAGGCAGCUACACAUGCAGCUUUAUCCAGGCUGGUCUGCAAGAGACAACUAUGGGAAGAAAAAGAAGAGGAAGAGAGAAAAGUUGCAGGAAUCAGCAUCAGGUACAGGCCCCAGAAUGACAGCUGCCUACAUCUGA